ACAUAGCAACCAUGACAAUGCCUACUAUGUGUUUGUUAAUUCUCUUUUCUGUCAUUUAUGGCAGUGUAGCUACUCAUCAUUUUAGCAGAAAUCUUCAGACUCUGUCUUCUGAUUCCAAUGAUCAACCUUACAGAACUGCUUACCACUUCCAACCUCCCAAGAAUUGGAUAAAUGAUCCCAAUGGACCAAUGAGAUAUGGAGGACUUUACCAUCUGUUCUAUCAAUACAAUCCAAAAGGUGCAGUUUGGGGAAAUAUUGUGUGGGGACAUUCAGUGUCAAAGGAUCUUGUGAACUGGACCACACUAGAUCCUGCCAUCUUCCCAUCUCAGCCGUCUGAUAUAAAUGGUUGUUGGUCAGGAUCAACCACACUGCUUCCUGGGAACAAACCAACCAUUUUGUACACAGGAAUUAACUCUAUGAAUAAACAAGUUCAAAACUUGGCCAAGCCCAAAAAUUUGUCUGACCCUUUUCUUAGGGAAUGGGUUAAGUUCCCCCAAAACCCUGUAAUGGCACCAACUAGUGAUAACAAUAUAGUUCCAGACUCAUUUAGGGAUCCCACCACUGCUUGGCUAGGACAAGAUGGACACUGGAGAGUACUUGUUGGAAGCAGAAGAAGAACUAGGGGAAUGGCACUGUUGUAUAGGAGCAAAGACUUUGUUAAUUGGGUUCAAGCCAAGCACCCUUUUUAUUCAACCAAAGACAGUGGAAUGUGGGAGUGCCCAGAUUUUUUUCCAGUUUUGAAGAAUGGUCAAUUGGGUGUUGAGACAUCUGUGAAUGGUGAUGAUGUUAGGCAUGUACUCAAGGCUAGCUUGAAAGGACAUGAUGAUUAUAUUAUAGGGAAUUACAAUACUUCCAAGGAUGUGUUUGUCCCUGAUAAAGGGUUUGAUGAAUUUGUUUUAAGAUUUGAUUAUGGAAAAUACUAUGCCUCAAAAUCUUUCUUUGAUGAUGGAAAGAAGAGAAGGGUUUUGCUUGGGUGGGUGGACGAAUCAUCAAGUGAGGCAGAUGAUAUCAAGAAAGGAUGGUCUGGAAUCAUUGCAAUUCCAAGGGCCAUUUGGUUGCACAGGUCUGGUAAACAGCUGGUACAAUGGCCUGUGAUGGAAAUUGAAAAGCUUCAUGCAAACCCAGUGAACUUGCCCCCACAAGUACUAAAAGGAGGACAAUUGCUUCAAAUUAAUGGUGUUACAGCAACACAGGCUGAUGUUGAAAUUUCAUUUGAAGUGAGUAAAUUGAUAGAGGCUGAAGUAUUGGACAAUUGGACAGACCCCCAAAUUCUGUGUAGUCAAAAGGGUUCAUCCAUUAAAAGUGAAUUGGGGCCGUUUGGUCUGCUAGUUUUUGCUUCUGAGGGAUUGCAAGAGUUCACAUCAGUUUUCUUCAGAAUAUUCAAAUACCAAAAUAAAAAUUUGGUGCUCUUAUGCAGUGAUCAAAGCAGGUCUUCCUUAAAUAAAGACAAUGAUUUGACCACUUAUGGAGCUUUUGUUGACGUGGAACCUCUUCAUGAACAGCUUUCAUUGAGAACACUGACUGAUCAUUCUGUCGUAGAGAGUUUUGGAGGAGAGGGAAGAGCUUGUAUCACAGCCAGAGUUUACCCCACAUUGGCGAUCAAUGAUAAAGCACAACUAUAUGCUUUCAAUAAUGGCACUGCUGAUGUUAAUAUUACAAGACUGAAUGCUUGGAGCAUGAAGAAAGCACAAAUAAAUUGACACUAAGGAAUUUCAAAAAUACAAAUGGCGAUUUACAGUGUAUACUUACAAACUAUCUGCAUUCAAAUGUCUCAAUAAUUUUUUUUGAUGUUAAUAAAUAUGUCAUCCUCUUAA
Vigna angularis (adzuki bean) is the source of this 1814-nucleotide messenger RNA. RefSeq names its product beta-fructofuranosidase, cell wall isozyme. NCBI's taxonomy places the organism in Eukaryota, Viridiplantae, Streptophyta, Magnoliopsida, Fabales, Fabaceae. The record is from RefSeq and is a predicted model, not a curated record. The coding region runs from base 12 to 1700 and encodes 562 amino acids. Gene Ontology annotation, molecular function: hydrolase activity, hydrolyzing O-glycosyl compounds. The transcript is spliced from 7 exons. Gene Ontology annotation, biological process: carbohydrate metabolic process.